UUUAUUUAUUUAUUUAAAAUAAAAAUAAAUUAAAAUGGAAGCUUCAAAUCAAAGGUGUGAGCUGUGAACGCAUGAAGCUGCUCCUGAUUUCUGAACGAAACGCUCUCUCUUUCUUCUGGUACUGGUUCAAUUCAAUUCCAUUCCAUUUCCAUCCCAUUAAACCACUUCCUUAUCUUGCGUCUCUCUGCGUCCUUCACUUUUCUCACAUAAUCACACACAGAUUCUGCCACCAUCUUCAGCACUGCAAUUGCCUUUCUGUUUUGCGUUUUUGAGACGCCUUCUUUGAUUCACUCCUAUAUUCUUUCGCUACUAUGUCGGCGUCCCCGUCUCCCGGAGCUGCUCCUGCCCCCACAUCGCCGCCGGCAAAUAACACAACUCCUCCUCCUCCUCCUCCGUCCAAUAACAGUACCUCUACUCCUCCACCUCCUGCCAACUCUACUGCACCACCUCCUGCUAGUCCUUCGCCUCCGCCUUCAGCCACGCCCACUCCCAGCCCUCCGUCUCCUUCGCCGCCACCGCCGCCUCCUUCUAGUACCAAUUCUCCACCGCCUCCCGUGACUCGGACCUCCCCUCCUCCUCCUUCCAGUUCAGGCACGCCUUCAACUCCGGCUGGAAGCCCGCCGCCUCCGCCUUCAUCCCCUUCUUCAUCGUCGACUAUAUCCACUGGUGUUGUUGUUGGAAUCGCCCUUGGUGCUGUAGCGAUUCUUCUAAUUUUAAGCUUUGUAUGCGUAUGUUGUUUGAGGAAGAAGAAGAGAACAAGUAAUGCGGGAUACUAUCCGCCACCGCGGGGACCAAAAGGUGACCAAUAUGGUGGCCCACCCCAUCAGUGGCAACAUAAUGCUCCCCCUCCUUCAGAUAAUGUUGUCUCCGUGAUGCAAAAGCCCCCGCCCCCGCCCCCAGGUGCAUCACGACCACCCCAAUUACCAGCUUAUGCCCCUAAACCUUCUCCGCCGCCACCAUUCCUGAGCAGCAGUAGUGGGUCUGGUUCCAAUUAUUCAGGUGGCGAAAAUCCAUUCCCGCCCCCUUCGCCUGGUAUUGCAUUGGGUUUCUCAAAGAGCACAUUUACAUACGAAGAGUUGAUACGGGCAACAGAUGGAUUCUCUGAUGCCAACCUCCUUGGACAAGGUGGAUUUGGAUAUGUACACAAAGGAAUCCUGCCGAACGGGAAGGAGGUGGCAAUCAAGCAGCUAAAGGCAGGAAGUGGGCAGGGAGAACGAGAAUUUCAAGCAGAAGUUGAGAUCAUCAGCCGAGUUCAUCACAGGCAUCUUGUUUCUCUGGUUGGAUACUGCAUCACUGGACAGCAGAGAUUGCUUGUUUAUGAAUUUGUUCCAAACAAUACGUUGGAACUUCACUUACAUGGAAAAGGGCGACCUACUAUGGAUUGGCCCACGAGACUGAAAAUUGCCUUGGGAUCAGCAAAAGGACUGGCGUAUCUCCAUGAGGAUUGUCAUCCAAAGAUCAUCCAUCGAGAUAUCAAAGCUGCUAAUAUACUUCUGGAUUUCAAGUUUGAAGCGAAGGUUGCUGAUUUUGGACUAGCAAAGUUUUCUUCUGAUGUCAAUACUCAUGUUUCCACUCGAGUGAUGGGGACUUUUGGGUAUCUGGCUCCAGAAUAUGCUUCUAGUGGGAAACUCACAGACAAAUCAGAUGUUUUCUCGUUUGGGGUCAUGCUCCUGGAGCUAAUUACUGGACAUCGACCGGUUGACACAACUCAUACUUUCAUGGAGGAUAGUCUGGUAGAAUGGGCAAGGCCUUUGCUUAUCCGUGCUUUGGAAGAUCAUAAUUUUGAUUCGCUUGUUGAUCCAAGGCUCAAAGAUGAAUAUGACCCCAAUGAAAUGACUCGCAUGGUUGCAUGUGCAGCAGCCUGCACCCGUCAUUCAGCACGUCAUAGGCCAAAAGUGAGCCAGGUUGUUCGUGCUCUGGAAGGUGACAUGUCUCUAUCAGAUCUUAACGAAGGAAUUAAACCUGGACACAGCUCUGUCUACAGUUUCCGAGGAAGCUCUGAUUAUGACACUGCACAAUACAAGGAAGACAUGAAAAAAUUCAGGAAAAUGGCUUUGGGAACCCAGGAGCUUGGCGGGAGCAGUGAAUACAGUGCACCUACGAGUGACAACAGCUUAUUCCCAUCUGGCUCCAGCAGUGAAGGCCAGAGCCGUCAGACCACCCGGGAAAUGGAAGUGAGAAAGACGAAUAACCACCAAGAAGGUUACAGUGGAAGCUCUUGACAACUAUUUGCUUUUACCAUGUAUAAAUCUAUAUCCUUUAAGUUGAUUUUAAAUCUGUGUUUUGACUGACCUAUUCUGGGCGAAUAACCAAAUUAUUUUUCGAAGAUUGUCACUUUAAAAUUCUAUUGAUCAGGUUAUAUAGUAUACACAUAACAAAGUAACGUUAGUUCUAUUC
Molecule: messenger RNA, 2397 nt
Organism: Prosopis cineraria
Lineage: Eukaryota; Viridiplantae; Streptophyta; Magnoliopsida; Fabales; Fabaceae
Product: proline-rich receptor-like protein kinase PERK1
Exons: 8
Coding region: 312-2222 (636 amino acids)
Biological process (GO): protein phosphorylation
Molecular function (GO): protein kinase activity; ATP binding
Source: RefSeq, a predicted model, not a curated record